AAAACCUCAAAGGGAGGAGAGACCUCAAAGAUAAUGUCAGUCAAUUCCUUCAUUUUACAGUUAGGGGAACAGAAGCUCAGAACAGAGAAAAGGCUUAGACCAAGAUCACCCGGAGAAUUCGCCGGAGUCAGAAUUUGAACACAGCUCUCGACGUCUGCUCCAGGCAAGUCCUAGAGCCAGAAACCACUUGCGAGGCGACCCCGCCCUCAGCCUCUGGCUCCAGCCCAUCCUCCUUGCCUCUCUGUCAGCCAGGGGUUCCCACUGCCUCCCACCCCCUCAUCCCCAGAGAUGACGGCAAGCAAGCGCGCCGCGAAGGAGUUGGAGGCAAUGCAGGAAAACCUACCAAGUUACCUUCGGGACCUGUGCAGUGAAAAUUCCAAUGUGCUUAUAUGGAAUGCGAUGCUCCUCCCGGACCAAGAGCCCUAUAACCUUAGGGCUUUCAAGUUCAGAAUCACCUUCCCACGUAACUACCCCUUCAGCCCUCCCCAGCUGACUUUCAUAACCAAGAUAUAUCACCCCAAUGUGUCUGAGAAUGGAGAGGUGUGCCUGCCCAUCCUCAAUAAGAACUGGACAGCCUGUACCAAAAUCUACCAAGUGCUGGAGGCGCUCAUCUUACAGUUGAACAUACCUAACCAAGAGCUACCGCUCCGGGCAGAGCUUGCUGACAUGUUUGUUCAGAACCCAGCACAGUUCAUGAAGAAUGCCAAGGAAUUCACUCUCCAGUUUGGGGAAGAUCGGUCUACCAGCCAGUGAUCCUGGUUGUCUCCUUACCUUUUCUCUACUUGACUUUUCCACAAAGAACCACUUGUCUGAUGAAUGGACAUGUCCUCCUGGGUAGAGAUGGCUCCCUUGAUUCUGGUUUCAAGGUCUGGGCCAGCUUAGGAAAAUGGCCUACAGGGACCAGAAAGAUUUUAAAGGGCAGGCCUGGGUAUAAUGGGAAUAGGGGGAAAGUUUAAAACACUCAGCUGAAUUAAGCUAUUCUGCUGUUACAGAAGCACUUUUUGGAUGCUUCAUUUUCUCCCUUUUUUUUUUUUUUUUUACCAUUGGGCUAAUCAAUUCUAUAGCUCCAGAAGACUGGCUGAUAGUUGAGUUUUCCAAUACCACUGCUGCCCUCUUGCCUCCAUGUCCUUGCUUAUCCCCUGUCUGUAGAGUGGAUUCUUCCCAUCCCUCUCCUCUUCAUCUCUUAAAGUUCUUCCCUUCCUUCGAGGUCCAGCACAGAUGGCCUCUCCUCCAGGAAGCCUGCCCUGACUCCUCAGGUGAAAGUGAGCUCUCCUUUCUCCCAUUCCUGACAGUGUUUUGUCCAUAUUUCUGUUCGACUGUCUGUCUGUCUCUCCCUUUUAUCACAAUGCUUCCUGAAUUUGACCCUUCUUCCUCCCCGGGCAGCAGGCUUCAAGAGAACCAGGUACUCCUAGGGUCACAGAUUUAGAGAUGAAAUCAACCUUAGAGGCCAUCUUCUUCAAGGCUAUCAUUUUACAGAUGAAGAAAUGAAGGCCCGGACAAUGUGAAGUGAGCUGCCCACUGUCACACAGAUAGGGAGGAAGUGGGAGGAACAAGACUUUUUUGACAGAUUUCUGGAAAGACAUAGGCGAGAAUCACAUCAGAUAAGAGGGUAGAUAUAGAGUGGUUGUGAACUCUGGUGGUUGAAGGGAGGAGGCAGAAGGUUCAUGAAGCAUUAGUCCCACCCCAACCCCCAUGUCAUAUGUAUUUUUGUAUCACCAGCUCUGGGCCUUGCAUCCUGCAGGUGAUUAAAACAUUUUUUUUUGGAAUAAAUAACUUCCCUCUGUGUUAAAAGCCCCCUGAGGGCAGGGAUGGAAACCUGGCCUUCACCCUGCAAAGUCAGUCUGCUUUAAACUCCCAUGGUUCUGUGCUCCUUCUAGGUAAAGGGUCUGUAGAAGGAAGCAUUUUGAGCAGACAGGGACCCCAAAGGUAGAUCUACAGCUGAGGAAAUUGGGAUGACCAUCUGGGGAAGAGAAGGCUGAAGUUUGAAAUAUUUAUCUUUGAAAAUUCUUAUUUUCCCACAUCACACCUAUCAGAUUGGCCAACAUGACAAAACAGGAAAAUGAUAAAUGUUGGAGGAGAUGUGGGAAAAUUAG
Messenger RNA from Phascolarctos cinereus (koala), 2093 nucleotides. It is a transcript of the gene UBE2L6, whose product is annotated as ubiquitin conjugating enzyme E2 L6. Lineage: Eukaryota; Metazoa; Chordata; Mammalia; Diprotodontia; Phascolarctidae. The record is from RefSeq and is a predicted model, not a curated record.